This is a messenger RNA of Phodopus roborovskii (desert hamster), 4900 nucleotides long. It is a transcript of the gene Tnn, whose product is annotated as tenascin N. Bases 189 to 4874 code for a protein of 1561 amino acids. The transcript has 22 exons. The record is from RefSeq and is a predicted model, not a curated record. Gene Ontology annotation, molecular function: protein binding. Lineage: Eukaryota; Metazoa; Chordata; Mammalia; Rodentia; Cricetidae.
UGAUUGGCUCCUCCUCUGUCCUAGCCAUGAUUUAAACCCAGGGAGGGAAGAAGAGAGAGGAGAAAUCGAGGGACAGAUCAGCAUUGAGGUCUGCAGUACCCGGACCAGCUCAGAGGAGGCAGGAGGGUUGGAAGUGGUGUCCUACAACCUCCCAGGCCUCCUGGAGUGUCUGAUCCCUUUCUCCAAGAAUGAGUCUCUGGGGGAUCUUUACCUUCCCCCUGGGGCUCCUGCUUGCUUCUGUGCUCCUGGUAGCUUCAGCCCCAGCCACUCCGGAGUCUCCUGGCUGCAGCGACAAGGAGCAACAGGUCACUGUCAGCCACACCUACAAGAUUGAUGUGCCCAAGUCGGCUCUGGUUCAAGUAGAAGCUGACCCACAGUCCCUCAGUGAUGAUGGGACAUCACUCUUGGCAGCUGGGGAGGCUGGGGAGGAGCAAAACAUCAUCUUCAGGCACAACAUCCGUCUUCAGACACCACAGAAGAACUGUGACUUGGCAGACAGUGUCCAGGAUCUGCUGGCCCGGGUGAAGAAACUGGAGGAAGAGAUGGCAGAGUUGAAGGAGAAGUGUAGUGCCAACCGCUGCUGCCAGGGAGUUACUGAUCUGAGCCGCCACUGCAGUGGCCAUGGGACCUUCUUCCCAGAGACUUGCAGCUGCCACUGUGAUCAGGGCUGGGAAGGCGCCGACUGUGAGCUGCCCACCUGUCCUGGGGCUUGCAGCGGCCACGGGCGCUGCGUGGACGGGAGCUGCGUAUGUGACCAACCCUAUGUGGGGGUCGAUUGCGCCUAUGCCUCCUGCCCCCAGGACUGCAGUGGGCAUGGUGUGUGUGUGCAUGGCGUCUGCCAGUGCUAUGAGGACUUCACGGCGGAGGAUUGCAGCGAGCAGCGCUGUCCAAAUGAUUGCAGUGGUCAUGGCUUCUGUGACACCGGCGAGUGUUACUGCGAGUUGGGCUUUACUGGCCCUGACUGCUCCCAGGUGGUGGCUCCUCAGGGCCUGCAGCUUCUCAAGAGCACAGAGAACAGCCUGCUGGUGAGCUGGGAGCCCUCCAGUGAGGUGGACCACUACCUGCUCAGCUACUAUCCCCUGGGGAAGGAGCAGGAUACAAAGCAGGUCCAGGUGCCCAAGGAACAGCAUAUCUAUGACAUCACUGGCUUGCUGCCUGGUACCAAGUACAUAGUCACCCUGCGCAAUGUGAAGAAAGACAUUUCCAGCAGCCCUCAGCAUCUACUUGCCACCACAGAUCUUGCUGUGGUGGGCACUGCCUGGGUAAAUGAAGAGACAGAGACGUCCCUUGAUGUGGAGUGGGAGAACCCUCUGACUGAGGUGGACUAUUACAAGCUUCGGUAUGGUCCCUUAACAGGGCAGGAAGUAGCCGAGGUCACUGUGCCCAAGAGCCGUGAUCCCAAGAGUAGAUAUGACAUCACUGGUCUGAAGCCUGGGACGGAAUAUAAAAUCACAGUUGUCCCCAUAAGAGGUGAUCUGGAGGGGAAGCCAAUUCUCCUGAAUGGCAGGACAGAAAUUGAUGGACCGACCAAUGUGGUCACUAAUCAGGUGACAGAAGACACAGCAUCUGUUUCCUGGGAUCCAGCGAGGGCUGACAUAGACAAGUAUGUGGUGCGAUACAUCUCUCCUGAUGGGGAGACUAAGGAGAAAGCGGUACCCAAGGACCAGCGCAGCACUGUUCUAACGGGCCUGAAGCCAGGAGAGACAUACAAAGUCUUUGUAUGGGCUGAGAGGGGCAACCAGGGCAGCAAGAAAGCCGACACCAAGGCCCUUACAGAAAUCGACAGCCCAGAAAACCUGGUGACUGACCGAGUGACAGAGAACACUCUCUCUGUCUCGUGGGACCCAGUGGAGGCUGACAUCGACAGGUAUGUGGUGAGCUACGCUUCCCCCAACGGUGAGACAAAGCAGGUUCCAGUGAGGAAGGAUGAGAGGAGCACAGUCCUGACUGGCCUGAGUCCAGGCGUGGAGUACAAAGUUUAUGUGUGGGCUGAGAAAGGCGAUCGAGAGAGCAAGAAGGCCAACACCAAGGCUCCCACAGACAUCGACAGUCCCAAAAACUUGGUGACUGACCAGGUAACAGAGAACACUCUCAGUGUCUCCUGGGACCCUGUUCAGGCCAACAUUGACAGGUACAUAGUGAGCUACACUUCUGCUGAUGGAGAGACCAGGGAGGUGCCAGUGUCUAAGGAGAAGAGCAGAACUGUCCUGACAGGCCUGAGGCCGGGCAUGGAGUACAAGGUCCAUGUAUGGGCUCAGAAGGGGACCCAGGACAGCAGGAAGGCCAACACCAAGGCCCCCACAGAUAUUGAUGGCCCCAAAAACUUGGUGACAGACCAGGUGACAGAGACAACUCUCAGUGUCUCCUGGGACCCAGUGGAGGCUGACAUCGAUAGGUACAUGGUGCGCUACACUUCUGCUGAUGGAGAGACCAGGGAGGUUCCUGUGUCAAAGGAGAAGAGCAGAACUGUCCUGACAGGCCUGAGGCCAGGUGUGGAGUACAAAGUUGAUGUGUGGGCCCAGAAGGGGACCCAGGACAGCAGGAAGGCCAACACCAAGGCCCCCACAGAUAUUGACAGCCCUAAAAACCUGGUGACUGAGCAGGUGACAGAGAACACUGCCACUGUGUCCUGGGACCCAGUAGAGGCUGAUAUUGACAGAUACGUGGUACGCUACACCUCUGCUGAUGGAGAGACCAGGGAAGUCCUUGUUGGGAAGGAGGAGAGGAGCACCAUCCUGACGGGCAUGAGACCAGGUGUGGAGUAUCAGGUGGACGUGUGGGCCCAAAAGGGGACACGGGAGAGCAGGAAGACCAGCACCAAAGCCCCCACAGAUAUUGAUGGCCCCAAAAACUUGGUGACAGACCAGGUGACAGAGACCACUCUCAGUGUCUCCUGGGACCCAGUGGAGGCUGACAUCGAUAGGUACAUGGUGCGCUACACUUCUGCUGAUGGAGAGACCAGGGAGGUUCCUGUGUCAAAGGAGAAGAGCAGAACUGUCCUGACAGGCCUGAGGCCAGGUGUGGAGUACAAGGUGGAUGUGUGGGCCCAGAAGGGGACCCAGGACAGCAGGAAGGCCAACACCAAGGCCCCCACAGAUAUUGAUAGUCCCAAAAACCUGGUGACAGACCAGGUGACAGAGACCACUCUCAGUGUCUCCUGGGACCCAGUACAGGCUGACAUUGACAGGUAUGUGGUGCGCUACACUUCUGCUGAUGGAGAAUCCAAAGAAUUUCUGAUUGGGAAGGAACAGAGGAGCACAGUCCUGACGGGCCUGAGGCCAGGCAUGGAGUACAAGGUUGAAGUGUGGGCCCAGAAAGGAGCCCGGGAGAGCAAGAAAGCCAAUACCAAAGCUCACACAGACAUUGACGGCCCCAAAAACCUGGUGACCAAUCAGGUGACAGAAAAUACAGCCACUAUCUCCUGGGACCCGGUGCAGGCUGACAUUGAUAGGUACAUGGUGCGCUACACAUCUGCGGAUGGAGAGACCAGGGAGAUUCCAGUGAGGAAGGAGAAGAGCAGUACAGUCCUCACAGGCCUGAGACCCGGUGUGGAGUACACUGUCCAUGUGUGGGCUCAGAAGGGGGCCCGGGAGAGCAAGAAGGCCAAAACCAAGGCCCCCACAGAAAUUGACAGCCCCAAGAACUUGGUGACUAACCGAGUGACAGAGAAUACAGCUACCAUCUCCUGGGACCCAGUGCGAGCCACCAUUGACAGGUACAUGGUACGCUACACCUCUGCGGACGGAGAGACCAAGGAGAUUCCAGUGUCAAAGGAUCAAAGUAGCACUGUCCUGACAGGUCUGAAGCCAGGCAUGGAAUAUACCAUCCAUGUGUGGGCCCAGAAGGGUGCCCGGGAGAGCAAAAAGGCUGACACUAAGGCCCUAACAGAAAUUGACCCUCCCAAAAAUCUUCGUCCAUUUGGGGUAACACAUUCUGGUGGGGUACUGACCUGGAUGCCCCCCUCUGCUCAGAUUGAUGGCUACAUUUUGACUUACCAGUUCCCAAAUGGCACAGUGAAGGAAGUGCAGCUUCAAAGAGGCCAGCAGAGGUUUGAAUUGCAAGACCUGGAGCAGGGUGUCACCUACCCUAUUUCUCUGGUUGCCUUUAAGGGUGAUCGCUGGAGCCGAAGUGUAUCCACCACCCUUUCUACAGUGGACGCCCGUUUUCCACACCCCUCAGACUGCAGCCAGGUUCAGCAGAACGCCAAUGCUGCCAGUGGCCUCUACACAAUCUACCUAAAUGGUGAUGCCAGCCGGCCCAUGCAGGUGUACUGUGACAUGGACACCGAUGGAGGCGGUUGGAUUGUCUUCCAGAGGCGGAAUACUGGGCAGCUGGACUUCUUCAAGCGUUGGCGGAGUUAUGUAGAAGGUUUUGGGGACCCCAUGAAGGAGUUCUGGCUUGGACUUGAUAAACUACACAAUCUCACCACUGGCACUCCUACUCGAUAUGAGGUGAGGGCAGACUUACAGACGGUCAAUGAAUCGGCCUAUGCCGUAUAUGAUUUCUUCCAAGUGGCGUCCAGCAAAGAGCGGUACAAGCUGUCAGUCGGGAAGUACAGAGGCACAGCAGGGGAUGCCCUUACCUACCACAAUGGAUGGAAAUUCACAACUUUUGACAGAGACAAUGAUAUUGCCCUCAGCAACUGUGCACUGACACAUCAUGGUGGCUGGUGGUAUAAGAACUGUCAUUUGGCCAACCCUAAUGGCAAAUAUGGGGAGACCAAGCAUAGUGAGGGAGUGAACUGGGAACCAUGGAAAGGACAUGAGUUCUCCAUCCCUUAUGUGGAGCUGAAAAUCCGUCCCUUUGGUUACAGUGGAAACCGUUUUUCAGGCAGAAAGAAGCGGUCCAUAGGAGGAAAAGCAAGGAUGUUCUGAAGGCCUGUUUGAGCUGUCUUCACAGG